UCAAUAUUUUAUUACGAAUUAUUGAGAUCCGGAAUUAUUUUUGUAUUGUUGAGGUUAGGUUGGUUGUUUUAGAUAUGGAAAAUGUUUAUCUAGAAAUUGGACUUAUCAGUGGAUAACCUCGACUACCAACAACUACACUGUUUAAUCCAGUGAUUUUUGCCCACCUUCGUGUUUUCUAUCGAAAUUUCAAUCUCUGAAUUUCAUUUUGGUAUAAAUUGAAACCGGAAGAACAAAUGUGAGUGAAGUAACAAGAAAUUUACCAUCUGGAUAUUUUUCAGAGAUGAAAAUAAAAACAUCAUUGAACUUCCGUGCCCUCUGGCGGUCGACAUCUAGCGUUAGAUCACGAAUAGUUUCACCCAAGUAUUGAUCCCUACCUGGCACUGGAACAAACCUGAUAACGCAUAAAAAUGUUACAGGUAUCAAGUCAAUUCAAGCUUUGUCGAAUUGUUGGAACAUUUUUGUGUAGUAUCAAGUUUUACAGUAUUAAACAUCAAGGCACGAUACUUAGAAAAUUACUACAUGGAUCUGAGAAAGGUAAACGGAAGUGGUUUACCGAUAAAGCUAUGUCCAUUUCGUUACCAGCACUUACUUCUGCGAAAGGAGGGAAAGAAUCGAAUCGGCGUUUGGCAGUGUUGAACACACUUUUCAUGGAGCAAAUUACGGAUUUGAUAGCCACGGGUAAGUUUUCCGAAGAGCUAGUUGGGCAUGGAAUUCAAAUAUCCUGUGUAAAAGUAACCAACGACUUCCACGCUAUCAACAUAUUUUGGUCUGUUCGGGAUAAUAGAAACGACAUAGAAAUUAGCAAAAUGCUCAAACGUGUUUCCGGAGACCUUCGACAUGAGCUUGCACAGUUAAGGUUGAUUGGACAGGUGCCACGAUUAAAUUUUGUAAAAGACAAAACAUAUUGUAUCUUCACCAACAGUGCAUUGCAAAACGCCGACUAUGGAAAAGCUUUCACAACAAAGGAUCCGACCUCGCUAAUUGGAAGCGAUGUCAAAUUACAUGUCGACCUACCUAGGGUUGUCCGCAAAAACAUUGAUGAAUUGGUUGAUAAAUCUUACUUUCUAACCGAUAAUCAAGAUUCACUUCCUAAUAUGCGUCAUGAUGUUUUGGGACUAGACCAUUUUGCAAUAAUGCAUAAAAUCAAAAGGUUGCUAAUGAAAAGUAAAAUAACUUGGGCACAAUACGGACACGAUAUCAAUCGGAAAUGAUUGCAUUGGAAACCAAAUUAUUGUCAACAAUAGAAAUUACCUAUAAAACGGCGCAUUAUAGCAAAAAGUAAGCCCGCAGCAGCCCAGUUAAACCAUUGACGAUACGCCUACUGUUUCUAAGACCAUGGAUAAGAAAUACCGGAACCGGAAAUACACCUUCAAGAAUGUACUGAGAAGAAUUAUGUAGUUUUAGUGCAAGCCAGCUUGAAAAUUUUAUUCGCACCUAAUGUUAAUUGUUAAUUGUGUAAACCAACAGAUUUUCGUGCGCAAUAAAGUUACAAAUGGAUAAUA
Messenger RNA from Topomyia yanbarensis, 1502 nucleotides. RefSeq lists its product as uncharacterized. The transcript has 2 exons. Gene Ontology annotation, biological process: rRNA processing. NCBI's taxonomy places the organism in Eukaryota, Metazoa, Arthropoda, Insecta, Diptera, Culicidae. Bases 408 to 1211 code for a protein of 267 amino acids. The record is from RefSeq and is a predicted model, not a curated record.